AUGAACGGGCUCUCCUUCUCAGAGAUCUGCUACCUGUUCUGCUGUCCUCCUCUGCCGUCGAGGAUAGCGGCCAAGUUGGCGUUCCUUCCCCCCGAGCCCACCUACUACUUCGACGAGGAGCCCGACGGGACGCAGUCGCUGCACCUCACGGAGCGAGCCGAGUGGCAGUACACGCACAGGGAACUGGAAGGCAUAGAGGUGUUCCGUACGCGGACUCGACGUGGUAACAACAUAGCGUGCAUGUACGUCAAAAACACCGAGAACCCGCAGUACACCAUCCUGUUCACGCAUGGAAACGCCGUGGAUUUGGGUCAGAUGGCCAGCUUUUUCGUGGGCCUUGGCUCUCGCAUCAACUGCAACGUUUUCAGCUUUGACUACUCCGGAUACGGGAUCAGUAGCGGUCGGCCGACUGAGAAGAACGUGUACGCCGAUGUCGAGGCAGCGUGGAGCGAACUGAAGAAGAGAUAUAACGUAGCCCCCAACAAGAUCAUUCUCUACGGGCAGAGUAUCGGGACGGUGGCGGCCAUAGAUCUAGCGACGCGGUUCGAGGUGGCAGGAGUUAUUCUCCACUCACCGCUCAUGUCUGGGAUGAGAGUGGCUUUCCCCGACACUCAGAGAACGUGGUGCUUCGACCCAUUUCCUAGUAUUGAUAAAAUAUCAAGAGUCACGUCAACGGUGCUGGUGAUACACGGAACGGAAGACGAGGUCAUAGACUUCUCACACGGUCUACAGAUCUACGAGAGGGCGCCGCACACAGUCGACCCCCUCUGGGUGGAGGGAGCGGGGCACAACGACGUCGAACUCUACGGACAGUACCUGGACAGACUGAGAAAGUUUAUUAGUCAAGAAGUCGGCUCCUCCUAG
Molecule: messenger RNA, 864 nt
Organism: Geodia barretti
Lineage: Eukaryota; Metazoa; Porifera; Demospongiae; Tetractinellida; Geodiidae
Source: the annotation of a GenBank genome assembly